Oryzias melastigma (Indian medaka) is the source of this 2216-nucleotide messenger RNA. RefSeq lists its product as uncharacterized. The coding region runs from base 171 to 1781 and encodes 536 amino acids. Lineage: Eukaryota; Metazoa; Chordata; Actinopteri; Beloniformes; Adrianichthyidae. Gene Ontology annotation, molecular function: aspartic endopeptidase activity, intramembrane cleaving. Gene Ontology annotation, biological process: membrane protein proteolysis. Gene Ontology annotation, cellular component: cytoplasmic side of endoplasmic reticulum membrane; Golgi-associated vesicle membrane; lumenal side of endoplasmic reticulum membrane. The transcript is spliced from 17 exons. The record is from RefSeq and is a predicted model, not a curated record.
UAGCACGUCACGUGACACGAGCUAAAGCAGGAAGUACCGGACCGUCUCUCGCUAGCAAAACAACUGCCGUGAAAAAGCAGUGACAGAGCGAGAGAGAAAAAAAAAAACAAUGGUUCCCGGACAAACUCUGCUCAAUUCCAAGUAGAACCGUGUCUCCGAACCUUCUAAAGAUGGACCGAGUUGUGGCAUUUGUAUUAUUCUCGUGCUGCUUUUUCGCAUCCCAGAUAAAUUGUCAAGAGGCCAUCUUGCAUGUCUCCAGUGAAACAGAAUAUAGGGAGUACUGCAUCGUUCACAACUACUCCUGGACUCCUCUUUCACAGAAACUCAAUAAUGCUACAUCGUACCCACUUGUGGAUUUGACCUCCUUUCUGCUGUGUAACGAGUCAGGCGUCAGCCCCGAUGCGGUCAAAGACAGAGCAGUGGUCGUGAUGAGGGGGGACUGUGAUUUCAGCCAAAAAGCUAUCACUGCAAUGAAACUGGGAGCUAAAGCCUUGCUUAUUGCCAGCAAUACGACGCUGGUCACUCCAUCAGCCAAUGAUUCAAUGUAUGCAAAAGUCAAAAUUCCCCUGGCUCUCAUGAGGCUCAGAGACAUCAUGGAAGCACGGAAGCUUUUUAAAGAUGGGAUGGAGGCGAAGCUGUAUUCUCCACCUUAUUCAAGGAUUGAUCCGAGCAUCAUCGUCAUCCUCUUGAUUGCUGUUAUAACAGUGAUCUUAGGCGGCUACUGGAGCGGGGCGUGUGAACAGAAUAACUUAAAUAACAGUGCAAGAGGAGGAGGUGGGGGUGAAAGUAAGGCUGACAGCGGGGAGCUCUUCCUGUACUCUCCUCUCAAAGUGGUGAUCUUCGUCGGCCUGAUGUGUGGGAUGCUGGUCCUCAUGUACUACUUCUACAGCGUGCUCGUUUACGUCAUUAUUGCCAUCUUCUGCCUGGCGUCAGCCUCUGCGCUCUUCAGCUGUUUUGAUGCAGUGCUGGACAAAAUCGGCUGUGGGACCUUCAACUUCACUGUCAAAAACAGGAGCUUCUCGGUGCGAUCAAUUCUCCUGGCUGCAGUUUGCAUUACCAUCGCUGUGAUUUGGGGAGUGUACAGAAAUGAAGAAAGAUGGAUCUGGAUCCUGCAGGACAUUCUUGGAAUUGCUUUCUGCCUCAACUUUUUGAAGACCAUUUCACUGUCCAAUUUCAAGAUCUGUGUGAUUCUGCUGAGUCUGCUGCUGGUGUAUGACGUCUUCUUUGUCUUCAUCACUCCAUUCUUUACUAAGAAUGGAGUUAGCAUAAUGGUGCAGGUAGCUCUGGGUCCGGAUGCAUCAGGAGGAAAGGCUCACGGUAGCGGGUUGGAGAUCCCUGCUGAACCCCAGGCUCCUUCUGAGAAACUUCCAGUGGUGAUGCGUGUCCCGUGGUUCUCAGCUUGGGCUCAAAAUCUGUGCUGGAUGCAGUUCUCCAUUCUUGGUUAUGGAGACAUCAUUGUCCCAGGUCUCCUGGUGGCUUACUGCAGCAGGUUUGAUGUUUGGGUUGGCAGCAGCAAAAAGAUCUACUUCAUCAGCAGCUGCGCAGCCUACAUGCUGGGAUUGAUGGUUACAUUUGCCGUGAUGCUUCUGUCGGGGAUGGGCCAGCCCGCUCUCCUCUACUUAGUGCCUUUUACCCUGAUAACCUCGGCUAUAGUGGCAGGAUGCAGGGGGGAGAUGAAGCAAUUCUGGACAGGAACCCCCUACGAGGUUAUGGAUUCCUCCAGGGAACCUUUGCUGCCAGAGAGAAGAACUGGACAAUGUGUAGAAGGUGAAAACUGCUGAGUUGCAGCUGAAACCGGAGCCUGCCACCGAUACUUUUUCUUCCUCCCUUCAAUUUUACAUUUAGGAAGCAAGGGAACACAACUUUCUGACCGUGUCGACAUAUUCCGAUGUGAUUAAUACAAAUAAGCAAAAUCUUCUGUUUUGCCUUUAAAUAAAUGAGUUUUGCUGUUGAAAAUGAGGGUUAUUCAUAACUGAAACAUUUUUAGUGCCUGAUAUGUCUAUAAAGGCAAUUUUCAUAAAACUACAGACAUAUUUGUUGAUCAAAAUAAGAGUGCACUUUAUAAUAUUCUGCUUGUUUGAUUAGAUUUAGUGUGGGAUUUAAAUGACUGGCGCAUACAGUAUGUCACAUUUUGAUACAGUUUUGUGUCUGUGUAACCAGUUUGUACGAUGUGACUUCUUUCAUUGCCUUAUAAUAAAAACAGAACAUUGUUUUAA